This is a messenger RNA of Oreochromis aureus, 1031 nucleotides long. RefSeq lists its product as uncharacterized. The coding region runs from base 1 to 657 and encodes 218 amino acids. NCBI's taxonomy places the organism in Eukaryota, Metazoa, Chordata, Actinopteri, Cichliformes, Cichlidae. The transcript has 5 exons. The record is from RefSeq and is a predicted model, not a curated record.
AUGAAACUCUGCCACAUUUUCUUCUGCUCCAUUUUCCUCUACCUGCAGGAUGGAAACACUGGACUUAAUGAUGAAAGUCCCGUCUAUGAAGGAGUGGAAGGAGGAAACAUCACAGUUACAUGCAAAUUUUAUAUCCCCGGAAGUAAGACAUUGUUCUGCAAAGACCAAUGUAAAAAAGGAAACAUUCUCAUUGAAACACCUGAUUACACAGCUCAGAGCGGCAGAUACAGCAUUGAAUAUGAAAAAGAUAAUUUCUUAACUCCUAUUGUGCAUGUGAGCAUCACACAGCUGAGCAACUCGGAUUCAGGACGGUACAGCUGCAGACUGGACACAAGUUUUGAACCAUGUGAUUUUCAGCUUGUCAUCACAGGAGGUUUGUCCUUGGAGCUGGUUAUACGUUUAUCUGUGGUGGUGGUUCUGCUGCCUGUUGUUCUGCUGCUCAUCUACAAAAUCACGGCCGAGGGCUCUAACGGUUUGAACUGCAGGAGACACUCAGCAUAUGACCACACUGAGAUUGGUCUCAGUGAAAUCGAUCGUCCAGUCUCCUCAUGUGAAGACUCGACCUACCAAAGUCUCAAUACAGCGAGCAGAGAUCACGACCAAACCUACUCUACACUCAGACACAAUAACCAGUUUUCAGACAUGAACUCCUGUUAAGCUGAAUGACUGCAUGAACAGUCAUUUUUCCUUCUGAAGGAAAAAUUACUUUUUAAACCAAGUUACCAGGGUCAGUGAUGAAGAUUUGAUCAUCAAAGAGCUGUAAAAGCAGGAAUGAGAUUAUGGACCUCUUAGAAUCCACAAGUCAAUCUCAUCAAUGUCACCUUCUCCCAUUGCUUCAUCCUUUUCAACCCAGUAUCACGACCAAACAUGUAAUAGACGCGUUGCUCCACCAUGUACAUGUCACACUUUGCUCCUUUCAAAACUGAAAUGCACACGCAUGCAGAAGUUGCAGUAACAGCAGAGGGAGAUUUUACUUCAAGCCAACAUGAAAACAAUUACAGAAAAGCCUUUAAACAGAAGUUAUCAACACA